AUGUCCUCGGUGUUCGGGAAACCCCGCGCGGGCACCGGACCGCAGAGCGCGCCCCUCGAGGUCAACCUGGCCAUCCUGGGGCGCCGCGGGGUGGGCAAGUCCGCCCUGACUGUGAAGUUUCUGACCAGGAGGUUUAUCAGCGAAUAUGACCCCAACUUGGAGGACACCUACAGCUCCGAGGAGACUGUGGACCACCAGCCUGUCCACCUGAGGGUCAUGGACACUGCAGACCUGGACACCCCCAGGAACUGUGAGCGCUACCUGAACUGGGCCCACGCCUUCCUGGUGGUGUACAGCGUCGAUAGCCGCCAGAGCUUCGAGGGCAGCAGCAGCUACCUGGAGCUGCUCGCUCUGCACGCGAAGGAGACGCAGCGCGGCUACCCUGCUCUGCUGCUGGGCAACAAGCUGGACAUGGCCCAGUACAGGCAGGUCACCAAGGCUGAGGGCACAGCCUUGGCAGGCAGGUUUGGGUGCCUGUUUUUCGAAGUCUCUGCCUGCCUGGACUUCGAGCACGUGCAGCACGUCUUCCAUGAGGCAGUGCGGGAGGCACGGCGGGAGCUGGAGAAGAACUCCCUGGCCCGGCCCCUCUUCAUCUCCGAGGAGAGGGCCCUGCCCCACCAGGCCCCACUCACCGCCCGGCACGGGCUGGCCAGCUGCACCUUCAACACUCUGUCCACUGUCAGCCUGAAGGAGAUGCCCGCCGUGGCCCAGGCCAAGCUGGUCACUGUGAAGUCGUCCCGGGCCCAGAGCAAGCGCAAGGCACCCACCCUGACCCUCUUGAAGGGCUUCAAGAUCUUCUGAGGGCCCCCCUCAGGAUCCCAGGCUCGGAGGCCCAGCUGGGCUGCAGGACAGGGGCUGGCUUCUCACCGCCAGCUUUCCUUCUGAUGGAACAAUAGCCCACGCCCUCUGGUGGACAGCUGACCCUCCUCCAGCACAAGAGUGACCCUGACACCUAGUUCACUGUGCCAGCUGGAGGGACAGGCACGAAUGCUGCCUGUAUUCCCUCAGGCUAUGAUUUCCCUAGUAACCGUUACAUUCCCUGACCCUGAAGGGAAACAGCCACUGCGACAACCCAGAGACCUAGGGUCAGGUUAAGCAGGAGGAAAUUGCAGUGUCCAUUGUGGUGCCAGCACCCGUUCCAGCUCCAGCUCAGCUGGAUGUGGCCCCCAGUGGACAGCUCUGGGUGGAGAGCUCCA
Molecule: messenger RNA, 1196 nt
Organism: Diceros bicornis minor
Lineage: Eukaryota; Metazoa; Chordata; Mammalia; Perissodactyla; Rhinocerotidae
Gene: RASL12
Product: RAS like family 12
Exons: 5
Coding region: 1-801 (266 amino acids)
Molecular function (GO): GTPase activity; GTP binding
Source: RefSeq, a predicted model, not a curated record